Molecule: messenger RNA, 1431 nt
Organism: Microthlaspi erraticum
Lineage: Eukaryota; Viridiplantae; Streptophyta; Magnoliopsida; Brassicales; Brassicaceae
Source: the annotation of a GenBank genome assembly
AUGGCGGAUUUGCUGAGAAGAGUAAAAUCGAUGAAGAGGAGGGACAAGAGCAAUCCACCAUCCCUAAUCCUCGGCAAAUACCAAAUGGGAAGGCUUCUCGGCCACGGAACCUUCGCAAAAGUCUACCUCGCGCGAAACGCGGCGUCCGGAGAGAGCGUCGCGAUCAAAGUGAUCGACAAAGAGAAAGUCCUCAAGAGCGGUCUAAUCGCGCAUAUCAAACGCGAGAUCUCGAUCCUCCGCCGCGUCCGCCACCCGAACAUCGUGCAGCUCUUCGAGGUCAUGGCGACGAAAUCGAAGAUCUACUUCGUCAUGGAGUACGUCAAAGGAGGCGAGCUCUUCAACAAAGUCGCCAAAGGGAGGCUGAAAGAGGAGAUCGCCCGGAAAUAUUUCCAGCAGCUGAUCUCCGCCGUGUCGUUCUGCCAUUUCCGCGGCGUUUACCACCGCGAUCUGAAACCGGAGAAUCUCCUCUUAGACGAGAACGGAAACCUGAAAGUCUCCGAUUUCGGACUCAGCGCCGUCUCCGAUCAGAUCCGUCAGGACGGGCUUUUCCACACCUUCUGCGGCACGCCUGCUUACGUGGCGCCGGAGGUUCUGGCGAGGAAAGGCUACGACGGAGCUAAAGUCGACAUCUGGUCUUGCGGAGUGAUCCUCUUCGUGUUGAUGGCCGGGUUUCUUCCGUUCCAUGAUCGGAAUGUUAUGGCCAUGUAUAAGAAGAUCUACAGAGGAGACUUCCGGUGUCCGAGAUGGUUUCCGGUUGAGAUGAACCGGUUAUUGAUUCGAAUGCUCGAGACUAAACCGGAGAGACGGUUCACGAUGCCGGAGAUUAUGGAGACUAGCUGGUUCAAGAAAGGGUUUAAGCAUAUUAAAUUCUACGUCGAAGACGAUCAUAAGCUCUGUAAUGUCGACGACGACGAUGAGAUUGAAUCGGUGGAAUCGGUUUCCGGGAGAUCGUCGACGGUUUCGGAAUCGGAAUUCGAGAGAAGACCGGUUUCGAUGCCUAGACCGGCGAGUUUGAAUGCGUUCGAUUUGAUUUCGUUCUCGCCCGGUUUUGAUCUGUCCGGUUUGUUUGAUGAUGAUGGUGAAGGGUCUAGGUUUGUCUCCGGAGCUCCGGUGAAUAAGAUCAUAUCGAAGCUGGAGGAGAUAGCGAGAGUUGUGAGCUUUACGGUGAGGAAGAAAGAUUGUAAAGUGAGUCUUGAAGGGUCGAGGGAAGGUAGCGUGAAAGGUCCGUUGACGAUUGCGGCGGAGAUAUUUGAGUUGACGCCGGCUUUGGUUGUUGUUGAAGUGAAGAAGAAAGGAGGUGAUAAAAUGGAGUACGAUGAGUUUUGUAAUAAAGAGUUGAAACCGAAGCUGCAGAAUUUGAGUAACGAGAAUGGACAAUCGGUUUCUGCGUCUCGUUCUUUGCCUUCUUUUCUACUUUCUGAUACUGAUUAG